Molecule: messenger RNA, 1536 nt
Organism: Dreissena polymorpha
Lineage: Eukaryota; Metazoa; Mollusca; Bivalvia; Myida; Dreissenidae
Exons: 6
Coding region: 618-1070 (150 amino acids)
Source: RefSeq, a predicted model, not a curated record
CAGCAACUGAGCAAAGAAACGUUGUUUAAAAUAUCUCGCUGAGUUUGUUUUUAAAAAUGACUCGUCCCGCAUGGGUACCGAGCAGAUAAGCGGAACGCCAUCUUGAGGGGCAUUAUGCCGGCGUUGUCACGAGAGCACAAGCCCGAGAAUCAGAGACUCGCCCCCGCAACCGUCUACGCAGCCGGCUCAGCAAUAGACGGCCCGACACGCAGCCUCGACUGUCACUUCCGGUCCAGCAACACUGGACCACAACUCAACGCAUGUUGCACAGGAUGAACGAAAGGCGCCCAACUCGAAAUGUCGAACAUGAGUCAAUGAGCCUUAUUAAUCGGGCAAUACCGAACCCGUUUCAUAUGCGAGGAAAUGAAAUCUCAAAUACCGGAAGUCGACCAAGGAACCAGCCGAAAGUAAAGCGUUUGGUGCGUAGGAAUGCUUCCGAUAUCAAUUGCGCAGCUCGCAUGCGCACGAGGUCUUUUGCCAAUUCAUUUGGAAUCGUUCGGUCCUCGCGCUCAAAUACUACGCUGAUGACAUGUGUGAAGCCGUCAAACCAAGGCACUAGUGUCUACGAUAAGCCCUCAACGUUUCGAUAAGAAACUGUGACGACAUUACGUGUGCUGAUGACGUCAUUGCAAAUGCAGCCAGGACCCUCGGGAUCUCAGUGCCCUUCUUUUGAAAAUGCUAAGCGCAGACCAUACUGGCGUCCUGACCUUGACAAAGCCGGAAGUUCAUCAACGUCACGUGAAAGCCUGCAUUCCGAGAAUCACGCAGACGCUUUCACCGGAAACUCGGUCGCAAGCGUUGGGCGUAAUCAAGAAUUCGGUCGAGAAUCUGCGCGGGUUUUACGCGCCACCAGGGAUGUGCCGGAGGAGGUGAGGGCCCGUAUUCGGAACCAGACACGUGAAACUCGUGCGGAGGCUAGAUUCCGUGCUCGAAAUCUAACCUACGAAGCAGACGACGAAGCAAGCGAAAAUCAAGACACCGGAAACGAAAGUGACAUAAUUGAGCGUGGCGCGCCAGAGCGAGACCGCCAAACACAGCGCAUGCGCACAAGGUUUGCCCGUCGACAUUAAGGUUUUGUUGAUGGGUCUAUGAAUAGAUGGAUGUCGCGGAGGGUAAUGCAAUGUCUUCGCGUAAGCCGACAUCCAUAUAGACAAAAGUAAAAAAAGGAAAAAAGGCCAUGUUUCGAGGCUUUUGACGUGGACGAUGGCAAAAAUAGAUAGAAAGAAGCAAAAAAGCGUGUGCAUUUUUAAACGUAGAAAAUGGCCAUGAACAAUGUAUAGACAUGUAACAAAUGAUGUCGUUUGUCGCAGUUAUUGACGUAUACAAUGGGCCAAAAUGGAUAGAAACGAAAAAAAAACGAUGUCGUGUGUUCUGAUGGCCGUUUAUCUAUGGCGCAAACUAUUUUUCAGAUGCAAUAAUCAACGAGGCAAUACUACUUCCGAGGCGGAGCAAGGGACGAAUGUUUUGAAAAUGCACGGAUAAUUCAAAUUGAUGAGUAGGAUUUAUAUGUUUGUUUUCAUCAUAUCUCUCAUUAGU